Molecule: messenger RNA, 750 nt
Organism: Salvia splendens (bonfire salvia)
Lineage: Eukaryota; Viridiplantae; Streptophyta; Magnoliopsida; Lamiales; Lamiaceae
Product: brassinosteroid-responsive RING protein 1
Exons: 1
Coding region: 148-633 (161 amino acids)
Biological process (GO): protein ubiquitination
Molecular function (GO): ubiquitin protein ligase activity; zinc ion binding
Source: RefSeq, a predicted model, not a curated record
UUUCACAGGUGUCGGCCAAUUAGACGCACGUUAACGUGAUUACUCAGUUUCUCCCUUUCCUUUUCUAUUUAAUCCCUUCUCCUCUUUCCAUCCAUCUCUCCCAUAUAACCAAAAUUCACACUCCACCAAUUUCACGUUUCCGCAUAGAUGGGCUUUCCAGUAGGAUACACGGACCUUUUCCUCCCCAAAUUGCUCGUCUCCCUUCUCACAAUCCUCGGCUUCUUCCGAAAAUUCACACACGCUCUUCUCUCCAUCCUUGGCUUCGCCGAUUUCCUCGAACCCGCAGCGGCGUCGUAUCGCCACCACGAGCCGCGCUCCGUCUCGGCGGCGCUCAUCCGCGAGCUCCUCCCGGUGGUGAAAUUCUCCGAUUUGGCGGCGCCGCCGGAGAGCUGCGCGGUCUGCUUGUACGAAUUCGACGGCGAGGAUGAGAUCCGGCGGCUGGUGAAUUGCCGGCACAUAUUCCACCGGAGCUGCCUCGACCGAUGGAUGGACCACGAUCAGAAGACCUGCCCGCUCUGCCGCACGCAAUUCGUCCCCGAGGAGAUGCAGGCCGCCUUCAACGAGAAGCUCUGGCUCGCCUCCGGCAUUUCCGAUCUCUACGGUGAAUAUUUGCCUAUUUCCUCCGAUUUGUAGCGCUUUUUGUAGAUUUCGCUCUCUCUCUCUCUCUAUCUUAUUAUCCCUUUGUAAAAAAUGUAAAUAUUACUCCCUACGAAGCAAGAUGAUGAAUCAAAAGGAGAUGAGUAAACCAAA